CAAGCGACCCGCUGACAAUUUGCCGCCAUUUGUGAUUUAGGAUAUCAAGAUUUCCUUUUGUUUUCCAAUUAUCAAAAUAAUUGAUGAGAAACAUCAUUAAACAUCCACCAUGUAUAUCAAACAGAUGAUUAUUCAAGGGUUUCGAAGUUACAGAGAUCAGACGAUUAUAGAACCCUUCAGCUCCAAGCACAAUGUCAUCGUUGGUAGAAAUGGAUCUGGAAAGAGUAAUUUCUUCUAUGCUAUUCAGUUUGUAUUGUCAGAUGAAUUCAGUCACAUGAGACCCGAACAACGUCAAGCUUUACUUCAUGAAGGAACUGGACCAAGAGUUAUAUCAGCUUUUGUUGAAAUAAUAUUUGACAAUUCUGAUAACCGAAUACCAAUUGAUAAAGAUGAAGUUGUCCUAAGAAGAGUCAUUGGUUCAAAGAAGGAUCAAUAUUUUUUGGAUAAAAAAAUGGUCACUAAAACUGAUGUCAUGAAUUUACUAGAAAGUGCUGGUUUCUCUAGAAGUAAUCCAUACUACAUUGUAAAACAGGGAAAAAUUAAUCAAAUGGCUACAGCCCCAGAUUCACAAAGAUUGAAGUUAUUAAGGGAAGUAGCUGGGACAAAAGUUUAUGAUGAAAGGAAAGAGGAAAGUAAAUCAAUUCUAGUAGAAACAGAGGGUAAGAGAGAAAAGAUUAAUGAUUUAUUAAAGUAUAUUGAAGAAAGACUUGAUACAUUAGAAGGUGAAAAAGAAGAAUUAAAAGAAUAUCAGAAGUGGGAUAGAAUGAGAAGGUCACUUGAUUAUACUAUACAUGAUAAUGAAUUACGAGACACCAGACGAAAGUUAGAAGAGCUUCAAGAAAAACGUGACAACAGUGGAGCAACUACAACUAAAUUAAGAGAUUCCCAACAAGAAGCCAAUGAUAAAGUCAAGAGUAUCAACAAAGAUUUAAAAGAAUUAAAGGCUAGAAUGCAGGCUAUGUUAGAAGAAAAAGAUGGUUUGAGUGGAGAGAAUCAAGAUUUAACAAAACGUAAAGCGAAACUAGAAUUAAAUAUGAAGGAUAUACAAGAUGAAAUGGAAGGAAAUCAAAAUACCAGGAAAAAAGCCGAAUUAGAACUUCAGAAAGUUAAUGAUAAAAUAAAUAAAACUCAGGAACAGUUAGAAGCUAUUGUACCUCUAUAUGAAAGUCAGAGAGAUAAAGAAGAAAGUGCUGCACAACAAUUAGGAUUAGCUGAACAGAGACGUAAAGAAUUAUAUGCUAAACAAGGUCGAGGAAAUCAGUUUCAAUCUACUAAUGAUCGGGAUAACUGGAUUAAAAAAGAAUUAAAAUCCUUGAAUAAAGCUAUUAAAGAUAAAGAAGAACAGAUCAACAGAUUAACGGAAGAUACAACAAGUUCAGAACAGAAAGUAGAAAUGUUAAAUACACAAAUAGCUGAUAUUACAGACAAAAUAGAACAACACAAAACCAUAAUAGAUCAAAAUAAUAAAAACUUUAAUGAAAUGAAAACACAGAAAGACUCAUUACAGAAUGAACGAAGUUCUUUAUGGCGUCAAGAAAAUGCUCUUCAACAGACCUUACAAGCAACACGCGAAGAAUUGAGUAAAAAGGAACAAGGGUUACGAUCCCUUACAGGAAAGUCUUUAUUAAAUGGUAUUGACAGUGUAAAUAAAGUUCUACAAGAAUUAAAAGAACAAGGUAGAAUGGAUGUUGUCAAUGGUUACCAUGGUAUUCUUAUAGAAACAUUUGAUUGUGAAAAAACCUUUUUUACCUGUGUUGAAGUAACAGCAGGAACCAGAUUAUUUCAUCAUGUAGUUGAUACUGAUAAAACUGGUACAAAGAUUCUACAAGAGAUGAACAGAAUGAAAUUACCAGGAGAAGUUACCUUUAUGCCUCUAAACAGACUUGAUGCUCGUGAUACAACAUAUCCUCAAUCAGCUGAUGCCAUACCUAUGAUAAAAAAAUUAACUUAUUCUGAUACCUAUAGUGCUGCCAUUAAACAUGUGUUUGGUAAAACAUUGAUAUGUAGAAGUAUGGAAGUAGCUACACAGAUAGCUCGAACACAAAACUUAGAUUGUAUUACAUUAGAUGGUGACCAAGUUAGCAGACGAGGUGCGUUAACAGGUGGUUUCUACGAUACACGAAGAUCUCGUUUAGAUUUACAGAAGGGUAAAAUAGAACUGACAGGCGAGUUAACCAAACAGGAAGCUGAAUAUCAGGAACAUAGAACCAAAUUAGAAGAACUUGAAGGGCAAAUAAAUAAUUUAGUCAGUGAAAUGCAAAAAUUAGAAACAAAAAAUAGUAAAAACAGGGUUAUUUAUGAUAAAAUGCAAGCUGAUUUAAGACUUGCAAAUGAAGAAUUAAAAGAAAUUUCAAAAAUUCAACCUGGAAAGGGUAAGAGUAUAGUAAGUUUACAGAGUAGUUUAGAAGCUAUGAAAGGAUCAGCUAUAUCAUUAAAAGAAGAAUUAGGAACUGAUUUAAUGUCUCAACUUAGUGUUGAUGAUCAGAGAGAAGUGGAUUAUCUUAAUGAUCAAAUUAAACAACUGAAUAUACAGAAUAAAAAUGCAUGGCAAGAACGGAUCAGAUUGGAGGGGGAUAAAAAUAAAUUAGAGAAUUUAUUAAAUAAUAAUUUAAUGAAAAAGAGAGAUAGAAUAAUGACUGAUCUACAAGAAGUAUCUGUUGAAGAUAGAACACAGAGAUUAGAUACGUACAAUGCUGAGAUGCAAACAGUAGAUGCAAGAGUUGCAGAAUUAAAAAAACAAUCGAAAGAUAUUGAUGAACAAGUAGAUAAAUUAAAUAAAGAACAAAGAGAAUUACAGAAUAAUAUGGAAUAUUGGAAGGGACAAGAAAGAGAAGCACAAGAAAAAUUGAAUGAUGAUGCAAAAGAUUUAGAAAAGAUGACCAACAAACAGAGUUUAUUAAUUAAAAAGAAAGAUGAUUGUAUGAGAAAGAUUAGAGAACUUGGUUCACUACCAAGUGAUGCAUUUGAAAAAUAUCAAGAUCUGUCCGUAAAAGCAUUAUUUAAACAAUUAGAGAAAUGUAACCAUGAAUUAAAGAAAUACAGUCAUGUCAAUAAAAAAGCUUUGGAUCAGUUUGUUAAUUUCUCAGAUCAGAAAGAAAAGUUAAUGAAACGAAAAGAAGAAAUAGAUCGAGCUCAUGAGUCUAUCCUAGAUUUAAUGAGUGCAUUAGAUCAGCGAAAAUACGAAGCUAUUCAAUUAACAUUUAAACAGGUGUCAAAGUAUUUCACAGAAAUCUUUAAAAAGUUAGUCCCACAAGGUCAUGCUGUAUUAGUUAUUAAAAAGGGAGAAAGAGAUAUGGAUGAUGCUGAUGAAGGUGGUUCGUCACAAGAUAUACCUCUAGUUGAACAGUUUACGGGUGUCUGUAUUAAGGUAUCAUUUACUGGUAAUAAGGCUGAGAUGAGAGACAUGCAACAGUUAUCAGGAGGACAGAAAUCACUAGUAGCUUUAACACUUAUAUUUGCCAUCCAGAAAUGUGACCCCGCCCCCUUCUAUUUGUUUGAUGAAAUUGAUCAAGCUUUAGAUUCAAGUCACAGAAAGGCAGUUGCUGAUAUGAUCCAUGAAUUAUGUCAAGAUGCUCAAUUUAUUACAACCACAUUUAGACCUGAAUUAUUACAACAUGCUGAUAAAUUCUAUGGUGUUAAAUUCCGAAACAAGGUUAGUCAUGUAGAGUGUGUAUCUCGUGAAGAAGCUGAAGACUUUGUUGAAGAUGAUGCGACCCAUGGUUGAUUAUCAACAACCAUUAGUUCUAUAUUUCAUGUUUGUAAAUUUGGUCAUUGUUGUGAAUUCAUUGUCAGUUGUUGCUUUUAACUCAAUUUCAUUUUUAUAUGGCCUCUAUUUAAAGUCUCUGAUUGUCAUUUGUGGGAUUUAUCGUCCCUUGCAAACAAUGUUAUUGUGAAAGUUUUAUCACUACAGGGAAUAUCAGUCCAAAAAUGAUGUAAUUAUGUUCAGUAAUUACAAAGAUAUGCUAAAUUUAAAAUUUGUGCAACUGGCAUCCUCUGCGGACGAUAUGGUCAAAACAAGGCUGUAACACCUGUAAUUUUCGCUAAAAUCUUUUGAAAGGUUGUUUUUAAUUUGAUUGAAUCCAUGCCAGAAGAUUAUCUACUCUUGAUAUUUUAAUUUUGUCUUCUUAAUUGAAAGUUUAAUGAUUAAUUGGAGAAAAUUUUAGCAUGGAUUUUCAUAUUGUCCGCAAAAUGCAAAUGGCGAUUGGUGACUUUAUUUAACCAUUAUUGUUAUCACAUGUUUUAGGUAAUAAACAAAAGAAUCAAAUGUUCAGAUUCUGUUGAAAGGGUGCUAGAGUGUCUCACGUGUCAUUUAUUCUCAGCAAAUCAUCAAAUAUCCUCGAGACAUCAAACCAGAUGGAAAUACUAUAUUGGGUUUAAAAACAGAUCUCGUUAAAAGUAUUGUUGAAGUAGAUGGUCUUUCAGGCUAGAUGUGUUAAAGCUGGAUAUGAAUUCCGAGCCGAACGAAGUUAAGGGAUGGGUUUUGAAAUGUGUUCUCUCAAUGCUUCUGUCCUGUUUUCUUUCCGUAGCAUCUCUCAUUAACCGUUAAAGAUAUAUUUAUGAAACGUACACACAUCUUCCUAUUAUAGUAGUUGUGUCUUUUGCUAAUUAAAUAUUUUGAGAUUGAAUAAUUCUGUGUUUCCGUGGAGACUAGUUUUGGUAGACCCAUGAUAUUUCUGAUUGAGCCUUCUUGUUCUUCUAUUUUUGUUCUUCACCAUUAAUUUCUGAAUUCAGAAUAUAUCCAUUUGAAAUAAAAUUGUAACAUUAAA
Molecule: messenger RNA, 4766 nt
Organism: Patella vulgata (common limpet)
Lineage: Eukaryota; Metazoa; Mollusca; Gastropoda; Patellidae
Product: structural maintenance of chromosomes protein 3
Exons: 33
Coding region: 110-3724 (1204 amino acids)
Biological process (GO): mitotic sister chromatid cohesion
Cellular component (GO): chromosome
Molecular function (GO): ATP binding; protein binding; double-stranded DNA binding
Source: RefSeq, a predicted model, not a curated record